AUGAGUAGCUGUGUAAAUACCAGUCAAACUGGUCCAAAAAAGAAAAUCUCAUUUAUCAUUCGCGAUGAGCACGAGUAUUCAAAUCGUUCGGCUGUCAGUGCUCUGCAAUAUGAUGCACAAAACGGAAGACUGUUCACUGGCGGCAGUGACACUAUAAUCAGAACAUGGUCAGUGCCACACCACAAGGACGCUUUCUCGGCACGUGGCGGAGUUCGUUCGCCAGGAAAGAAUUCUCCAGUUCAGUAUCAAGGAUCAUUAGAACAGCAUACCGAUUGGGUGAACGAUAUGAUUCUUUGUGGACAUGGAAAAAUUCUAAUUUCGGCCUCAAAUGACACAACUGUCAAAGUUUGGAAUAUCGAACGGGACAACAAGCACGGAUUUAUCGAUUGUAUCCGAACUCACAAGGACUACGUUAGUUGCUUGGCCUACGCACCGAUUGUAGAGAAAGCUGUGAGCGCAAGUUUCGAUCACAAUAUUUUCGUGUACGAUAUCAAUGCUAACUUCAAAACUGUAAAUAAUCUAAUUGGCUGCAAGGACAGCAUCUACUCACUCGCCACAACUCCUAAUUUAUCGCUUGUUCUUGGUGCUGGAACGGAAAAGUGCAUUCGCCUUUUCGAUCCAAGAACCAAUGAGAAAAUAAUGAAAUUACGUGGUCACACAGAUAAUGUACGUGCGCUGGUGGUCAAUGAUGAUGGAACACGCGCACUUUCUGCUGGAUCAGAUGCCACAAUUCGACUGUGGGACAUUGGACAACAGAGAUGCAUUGCCACGUGUAUUGCUCAUGAAGAAGGAGUUUGGACUCUUCAAGUUGACUCAUCGUUUACAACGGUUUACAGCGCAGGAAAGGACAAAAUGGUUGUGAAAACUCCGUUAUAUGAUUUCACUAAAAGUCAGCUUCUGUUCAAAGAAGAAGCCCCUGUGAAAAAGUUACUUUUAAGUGAAAAAGAUAAUCCAGUAUCUCUUUGGGUCGGAACCUGGAAGUCUGAUAUCAAGCGCUGGUCCAUCCGCCCAUCAGCCCAACUUUCGAUUGGAGGAGACGAAGAUGGUCCUUCAACUUCAAAUGCAAAUCACUCAGUAUCAGCUUCAUCAUCACCUCCAGUAACAUUCAAGUAUAUCCGAGUGAAGGAUCAAAAAGGACAACAGAGCACACCAGAGCUCGUUAUUCCUGGCGCUCCUGCCAUCAAGAAACAUGCCAUGUUGAGCGACAAACGACACGUUUUGACACGAGACUCGGAUGGAAAUGUGGCGCUAUAUGAUGUUUUAGCAGCAAGAAAGAUAAAAGAUUAUGGAAAGCGAAUAUUUGAAGAAGUUGUCGAUGAGAACUCUAGGCAAGUAUACAUUCCAAGCUGGUUUGUCGUUGAUUCAAAAAGUGGAAUGCUCCAAAUCACUUUGGACGAGCUGGACGCUCUCUCCUCGUGGCUUUCAUCAAAAGACGCAGGUUUUGAUGAUAAUGAUCGAGAGACAAAACUGAAUUACGGUGGAAUGAUGCUACGAUCACUCUUCGAACGAUGGCCACCUUGUAAAAUGACAAAUGUUGAUGCAGCUGAUGCAGAUGAUGUGCAAAAAGCAACACUGAAUUUUAUUUCUCUACCGGAACACACACCGCUUAUUAUUUGCGAAGGAAAUGGUCGUCCGCUCUACCGUCUUCUUGUUGGCGACGCUGGGAAGGAGUUCGAAGCAAAUGAGCUGGCACAAAUUGCACCCAUGUGGGUUAUAGACGCAAUCGAACGAAAUCAGCUGCCGAAAUUCAAUAAAAUGCCAUUUUAUCUUCUUCCACAUCCGUCGACAAAUCCCAAACAGCCUAAAAAAGAUCGUCUGUCAGCAACUGAAAUGCUUCAAGUUAAGAAAGUGAUGGAGCAUGUUUACGAAAAAAUACUCAGCACUAAUGAUGGUAAGGUAUUUAGAAAUAAGAAGAUAUUAAUGGUGUUUGAAGAUAUUACAGUUGGCUCGAUUCCACUAAAUCAAAUUCAUACAAAAAUGGAAAUGUACUGCAAUGAUCAGAGGUUGGAGCCGGAUAUGGAUUUGCGAACAGUCAAGCAUCUCUAUUGGAAGCAAAGUGGAGAGCUUCUUCUACAUUAUAAACCAGUUAAAUAGCUUUAACAUUUAAUUUAAGUUAUUUAUUUGAACAUACUUAUCUAACAUUUGUACUUUAUUGAAAAUUCACUGUCUAACUUCUUUUUUGAUACGGGUAAAACCGACUUUCAAUUAAAUUCCA
Caenorhabditis elegans is the source of this 2215-nucleotide messenger RNA. It is a transcript of the gene wdr-48, whose product is annotated as WD repeat-containing protein 48 homolog. The record is from RefSeq and is marked reviewed. The coding region runs from base 1 to 2094 and encodes 697 amino acids. Lineage: Eukaryota; Metazoa; Nematoda; Chromadorea; Rhabditida; Rhabditidae. The transcript has 13 exons.